UGCGGCGGGGCGCGCGAGCGGCGCGGGCGCAGGGCGGGCUGAGCCGGGAGAAGCUGAGGGGGCGGUAGCGGCGGCGGGGGCGACUCCCGCGCGUGUGCUCAGCUCCUCACGCCGCGGCCGGAGCCGCCUUCUUCCUCCUUCGCUCCCUCCCUUCCGCCCCCGAGUGCGGCGGCACCGCCUCCUUCCGCGCCGCGCGGCUUCCUCCAGACCUCUUGGCGCGGGUGAGCCCUAUUCCCAAAGGCAGCUGGUGCUGACCCUGUAACCCAAAAGAGGAAAUUGAAGGCUGGUGGCCACCAUGUCCUUGAAGAUCCAGACAAGCAAUGUAACCAACAAGAAUGACCCCAAGUCUAUCAAUUCUCGAGUCUUCAUUGGAAACCUCAACACAGCUGUGGUGAAGAAGUCAGAUGUAGAGACCAUCUUCUCCAAGUAUGGCCGUGUAGCCGGCUGUUCUGUGCACAAAGGUUAUGCCUUUGUCCAGUAUGCCAACGAGCGUCAUGCCCGGGCAGCUGUGCUGGGAGAGAAUGGGCGGGUGCUGGCCGGGCAGACCCUGGAUAUCAACAUGGCUGGAGAGCCCAAGCCCAACAGACCCAAGGGACUAAAGAGAGCAGCAUCCGCCAUAUACAGUGGCUACAGCUUUGACUAUGAUUACUACCGGGACGACUUCUACGACAGGCUCUUCGACUAUCGGGGCCGCCUGUCACCUGUGCCAGUGCCCAGGGCAGUCCCUGUGAAGCGACCCCGGGUCACAGUCCCCUUGGUCCGGCGUGUCAAAACCACCAUACCUGUCAAGCUCUUUGCCCGCUCCACAGCCAUUACCACCAGCUCAGCCAAGAUCAAGUUAAAGAGCAGUGAACUGCAGACCAUCAAGACAGAGCUGACGCAGAUCAAGUCCAACAUCGAUGCUCUGCUGGGCCGCUUGGAGCAGAUUGCCGAGGAGCAGAAGGCCAACCCAGAUGGCAAGAAGAAGGGUGACAGCGGAAGUGGCAGUGCCAGUGGCAGUGGUGGGGGCAGUAGUGGUGGCAGCAGCCGGCCACCAGCCCCCCAAGAGGACACGGCUUCUGAGGCAGGCACGCCCCAGGGAGAAGCACAGGCUCGAGACGACGGCGAUGAGGAGGGGCUGCUGACACACAGCGAGGAAGAGCUGCCUGACAGGAGCAACGGCCAGCGGCAGGAGAAGGGCGUGCACUGUAUCAGGCCUCAUGUUGGGCACCCACCCCUGGAUACCACCCCCAGCGGGUCCCAGGAGAGCUGGCAGCAGGCACCUCCUCCCCCACACGUCCCAGCCACUGCCACAUCCUCUGCAGGUGCAGUUAUCGGCCUCCCCUCCCCACGCACCCUCCCUGUUGGCACCACGCAGGCCAGAGGACAGAGGUUUCCCUACACUCUACCUCCCCUCCCAGGACACUCCCAGGCUUGGGGCUUUUCUAUAGGUUUGGAGAGGGGAGGGUCACGGGAGGGUACCCUGACAAUAAAGAGAUUGGAUCCCAAAAAAAAAACCAGAGAUUCGUGGAUCGAUGGGCAGGCCCUAGUGGAGCAAAGCAUGCCCAGAUCAUUGGCAUUGUGUUCCAGUCAGCGUCAGAGUCUGGGUCUCCGCUUGGAAUUGCAGCAGAAUAGUAUUCUUCGAAAAGAGUCCUAUGGAAAGACAAGUCCUACCUACUUUCUUCAGCUAAAUGGUGACCAGGGUCCACAAGUGGAGAACACUCUGGUGAUUGCCUUCCUGACUGUUGUGUGCAACAUUCUACUUCCAGAAUUUAGCACAGUCCUUGGUUAG
Messenger RNA from Neofelis nebulosa (Clouded leopard), 1771 nucleotides. Its product is annotated as RNA-binding protein Raly-like. Bases 296 to 1771 code for a protein of 491 amino acids. Gene Ontology annotation, cellular component: nucleus. The transcript is spliced from 3 exons. Gene Ontology annotation, molecular function: RNA binding. The record is from RefSeq and is a predicted model, not a curated record. NCBI's taxonomy places the organism in Eukaryota, Metazoa, Chordata, Mammalia, Carnivora, Felidae.